Messenger RNA from Candidula unifasciata, 1959 nucleotides. The record is from the annotation of a GenBank genome assembly. NCBI's taxonomy places the organism in Eukaryota, Metazoa, Mollusca, Gastropoda, Stylommatophora, Geomitridae.
AUGGCCGAAGAAGUCCGGGGACAAUGGGGUAGACAGCUGGAGUUUGUCCUGACUAUGAUUGGCUAUGCUGUAGGUUUGGGCAACGUCUGGCGGUUCCCUUAUCUGUGCUUCAAGAAUGGCGGAGGCGCCUUCCUGAUUCCCUACGUACUGAGUUUAGCAUUGCUGGGAAUUCCCUUGUUUGCUUUGGAAUGUGCGUUCGGUCAGUACGGAGGAAAAGGGCCAUUGAGUAUUUGGUCCAUCAACCCCGCCUUUAAAGGUCUAGGAAUCAGCAUGGUUGUGGCAUCGGGAAUCAUCUUCAUCUACUACGACAUCAUCAUUGCCUGGGGCCUGCGUUUCCUGGUGGCCUCGUUCACCUCCCACUUGCCCUGGAUCGACUGCAAGGACUGCUCGUGUCUGCUGUACGGCUUCAGGAAUUUGUCCCAGGGCGAGGUCGACUUUAUGCGGACCAACAACUCGCUAGGAGUAGAGUGCCCCGACCUCCAGCUAAACGAAACAAAGUCCCCAAGUGAGCUUUACUUUUUUAAGGAAAUCCUCCGUGACUCUGGCACUAUUGAGGAGAUCGGUAAUGUGCAGUGGGAACUUCUUGUAGCUAAUCUUGUUUCUUUCAUCAUCGUAUUUCUGGUUCUUCUCAAAGGGAUUGAGACUCUGGGAAAAGUUGUGUACUUCACGGCAAUCUUUCCCUACGUAUUGCUGACCAUCCUGCUGGUCAGAUGUGCAUUGCUGGACGGAGCUUAUGACGGUGUGCUGUUCUACCUGACCCCCCAGUGGGAUCGUCUUACUGAUGCUACGGUCUGGAGUGAUGCAGCAGUCCAGAUCUUCUUCUCCCUCAGUGCCUGUAUGGGUGGCCUCAUCGCCAUGUCUAGCUACAACACGUUCAACAACAACAUCAUCAGAGAUGCGUUCACAGUCCCUAUAAUCAACUGCUUGACGAGUUUCUAUGCUGGGUUCGUAGUAUUCUCUACGCUAGGAAGUAUGGCCAAAACCAAGGGCGUGGACAUUGCCGUUGUCACACAGGGAGGGCCUGGAUUAGCCUUUGUGGUCUACCCAGAAGCAAUAGCCAGCAUGCCGGUGUCUACACUAUGGGCCAUCCUCUUCUUCUUCAUGCUCUGUAUCCUAGGAUUCAGCACUCAGUUCUCCGCUGCUGAAACGUUGAUGACUUCCAUCAUAGACGAAUUUCCCCACUUCUUCAGGCAAAGGAAACGUCAGGUUCUCUUCCGUAUAAGCGUCUGCCUGCUGGGUUUUAUCUUGGGUAUUCCGAUGGUGACGCAAGGUGGCUCCCAUCUCUUGGAUCUUGUGGACGAGGCCGUGCUAGGGUUUCCCUUGCUCUUUAUUGGUCUCUUUGAAUAUGUGGUAGUCAUUUAUAUUUAUGGAUACUCCAGAUUCGCAGCCGAUGUCAAAGCCAUGGUUGGAUUCAGUCCCUUUAUUUACUUCAAGGCAACGUGGGUAGUUAUCGCCCCUGUACUUUUACUGGCUGUCAUUGUAUUUAAAGCUUAUCAGAUGGAGGAUUUCUCUGCUGGCUGGGUGGGACUGCUCUACUACCUGAUUGUCAUCUUCGCUUUGAUGUGGAUUCCGUUAUGUUUCUUCCAUUACACUUGCAAGAAUGGAACGUGGGAGCUUAUGCAAGCUAAAGAAGAAUGGGUCAACAGGAGAAAUUUGAACAAGAAAAACGCUCUUAGCGAAAAGCCAGCACUCUCCGAUACUGCAAAGAACAUUGGGAAUUGCGAAAUUAACGUGAACGAAGAUAAGUUAUCCAGCUACGACAACACUGCAUUUGUUCCUGAUUAUAAUAUCAUCAAUGAAAAGACGGACAAAAAUGGUGAUCUUGUCGAUAGAAUAAACCUCGACAAAGGAGAUAAAGACAAUUAUUACAUCACACCACUAUCCCAUAGUGACUAUGAUAAUCCAGCCGCACAUGAUGAUAGUGUCACUAAGCCGAAUCACAUUUCCACACGAUUUUAG